Molecule: messenger RNA, 1137 nt
Organism: Psylliodes chrysocephalus
Lineage: Eukaryota; Metazoa; Arthropoda; Insecta; Coleoptera; Chrysomelidae
Source: the annotation of a GenBank genome assembly
AUGGGUAUUUUAAAUUUAUCGAAAUUAUUAGCUGAUAUAGCCCCCCAGGCACUAAAGGAACAUGAACUCAAAACAUAUUUUGGUCGUAAAGUUGCUAUUGAUGCUUCUAUGUGCCUUUAUCAGUUUCUAAUAGCAGUCCGAACGGAGGGAAACCAACUUACCUCUGCAGAUGGAGAAACCACAUCACAUCUACUUGGUACAUUCUAUAGAACUAUUCGCUUAAUAGAAAACGGCAUCAAACCAGUAUACGUUUUUGAUGGAAAACCUCCACAAAUGAAAUCAGGAGAGCUUAACAAAAGACACGAAAAGAGAGUCGAAGCACAAAAAGCAUUAGAAAAAGCCACUGAAGCAGGUGAUGUGGGGGAGAUUGAUAAAUUUAAUAAGAGACUUGUUAAAGUUACAAAACUUCACUCUGAAGAAGUAAAAAAGUUACUGAAAAUGAUGGGAGUACCUUAUGUAGAUGCACCUUGUGAGGCUGAAGCUCAGUGUGCAGCUUUGGUCAAGGCUGGGAAGGUAUAUGCAGCUGCAACGGAAGAUAUGGAUGCAUUAACAUUUGGUUCAAAGGUUCUUUUGAGACAUUUGACUUUUAGUGAAGCUAGAAAAAUGCCAAUUCAAGAAAUUCAUUUAGACAAAGUUCUUGAAGGCUUAGAAGUGACUCAAAAUGAAUUCAUUGACCUGUGUAUUCUGUUAGGAUGUGAUUAUACAGACAGUAUUAGGGGAAUUGGACCAAAGAGAGGUUUAGAAUUAAUUAGAAAACAUAAGAGCAUUGAAAAUAUCCUUGAAUCUAUUGAUACAGAAAAGUAUCCGGUUCCUGAAAACUGGAAUUUUAAAGGAGCUAGAGAACUUUUCCAGGAACCUGACAUUGCUGAUGCUGAAAAUAUCGAGAUGACAUGGGGUGAACCAGAUGAAGAUGCCAUGGUAAAAUUUUUGUGCGAAGAAAAAAAUUUCAGUGAAGAGAGAGUUAGAAAUGGUUGUAAAAAACUCUUAAAGGCUAAAGGUGGCAGUGUCCAAGGAAGAUUAGAUGGAUUCUUUACGGUCCUCUCUACUACCCCAGCUAAAAGGAAAGUGGAAGACAAGAAAAAUACUCCAAACAAAAGAGGAAAGGGUACAAAAGGAAGAGGCAGAGGUCCAAAAUAA